Molecule: messenger RNA, 3171 nt
Organism: Hydra vulgaris (swiftwater hydra)
Lineage: Eukaryota; Metazoa; Cnidaria; Hydrozoa; Anthoathecata; Hydridae
Product: 116 kDa U5 small nuclear ribonucleoprotein component
Biological process (GO): mRNA splicing, via spliceosome
Cellular component (GO): U2-type catalytic step 2 spliceosome; U4/U6 x U5 tri-snRNP complex; cytosol
Molecular function (GO): GTP binding; GTPase activity; U5 snRNA binding
Source: RefSeq, a predicted model, not a curated record
ACGAAAUAUGCUUAAGAUUUGAUCAUUAAUACACAAAAUGGACACUGAUUUAUAUGAUGAGUUUGGUAAUUAUAUUGGUCCGGAGCUUCCAAGUGAUGAUGAUAGUGAUGAGUCAUCAGAUCAAGAAAAUGAUGAUGAUGAUCGUGAAGAUGAAGAUGAAGAAACUACUGAAAAAGACAAUGAUACUGUUGAAGUUUCACAUGCAGUUGUUUUGCACGAGGACAAAAAGUAUUAUCCCUCUGCUGUAGAAGUUUAUGGGCCUGAUGUAGAGACCAUUGUUCAAGAAGAAGAUGAGCAACUUCUAACAGAACCAAUAAUCAAACCUGCCUCAAGAAGGAAGUUUGCAUUAGUUGAACAAGAACUUCCUGCAACAACAUAUGACAUGGAAUUUUUGGCAGAUCAAAUGGAUAAUUCAGAUCUAAUACGAAAUGUUGCUUUGAUCGGAAACUUGCAUUCAGGAAAGAGUAAUUUUGUUGAUGCCUUGUUUGAACAAACUCAUCCUGAAUUAAACAAAAAAGUGAAUGAUGGUGGUGCAGAUAUGAAUUAUACUGACACACUCUUUACAGAAAGAGAACGAGGCGUUAGUAUUAAAAGUACUCCUGUAACUUUAGUUUUACCUGAUUCUAAAGGAAAAUCAUUUCUCCUAAAUAUAUUUGACACUCCUGGUCAUGUUAAUUUUUCUGAUGAGGUUACUGCUGCAUUAAGGAUAUCAGAUGGUGUUGUUGUUUUUAUUGACGCUGCUGAUGGUGUAAUGAUGAAUGUAGAGCGGCUUCUUAAGCAUGCAGUUCAAGAAAAAUUAGCAAUCACCAUUUGUAUAAACAAGAUUGACAGGCUUAUACUUGAACUCAAGUUGCCCCCUACCGAUGCAUAUUAUAAAUUAAAGCAUAUAAUCGAUGAAGUAAACUCACUCUUAAGUGUGUAUACUGAAGGAGAAGAUGAUAUCAUUAUGUCACCACUGCUUGGAAAUGUCUGCUUUGCAAGUGCUCAUUACCGUUUUUGUUUUACACUUGCAUCUUUUUCAAAAUUAUACUGUGAUACUUUUGGUGGCGGUGUAAACUAUAUUGAGUUUGCAAAGCGGCUUUGGGGUGAUGUUUACUUCAAUGAAAAAACAAGAAAGUUUACAAAAAAGGCACCUUUAACAACUGCCCCGCGAUCAUUUGUGGAAUUUAUAUUAGAACCAAUGUACAAGCUUUUUGCUCAAGUUGUUGGGGAUGUUGAUUCAACUUUGCCACAAGUUCUUGACGAAUUAGGGAUUUAUCUAACGAAGUCAGAGUUAAACAUGAACAUUCAUCCUCUUUUACGAUUAGUUUGUAAAAAGUUUUUUGGAGAGUUUACAGGAUUUGUUGACAUGUGCGUUAAACACAUACCUUCACCUCUUGUAUCUGCUUUUAAUAAGAUAAAGUACUUAUAUACUGGACCUUUUGAUUCAGAGAUUGCUGAAAGUAUGAUAGACUGCGAUUCAGAGGGUCCUCUAAUGAUUCAUACUACAAAGCUGUUUCCUUCUGAAGAUGGAACACAGUUUUAUGCAUUUGGUAGAAUUUUUAGUGGAACCCUUCAUGCCGGGCAAAAUGUUCGAGUUCUUGGCGAAGGGUACACUUUAGAAGAUGAGGAGGACUCGCGUAUUAGUGUAGUAGGGCGUCUUUGGAUUAGUGAAGCCAGAUACAAAGUUGAAGUGAGUCGAGUUCCUGCUGGCAACUGGGUUUUGAUAGAAGGUGUAGAUGAACCAAUAGUAAAAACUUCAACAAUCACUCAGGUUAAUGGUGUUGAAGAGGUGUAUAUUUUUCGCCCGCUAAAGUUCAACACAAACUCUGUUAUUAAAAUUGCUGUUGAACCUGUUAAUCCUUCAGAGCUCCCUAAAAUGUUGGACGGUCUAAGAAAAGUAAAUAAAAGUUAUCCUCUUGUAACAACCAAAGUAGAGGAUUCUGGUGAACAUAUUUUGUUGGGCACAGGUGAAUUGUAUCUUGAUUGUGUUUUGCAUGAUCUACGAAAGAUGUAUUCUGAAAUAGAAAUAAAAGUUGCAGACCCAGUCGUGACCUUUUGCGAAACUGUUGUUGAAACUUCAUCUCUAAAAUGUUUUGCUGAAUCACCCAACAAAAAAAACAAGCUUACUAUGAUAGCUGAGCCUCUAGAAAAAGGAUUGGCAGAAGAUAUUGAAUCUGGAAAAGUACAAAUAUCAUGGGAUAAAAAACGUCUUGGCGAGUUUUUUCAAACAAAAUAUGAUUGGGAUUUGUUGGCAGCACGGUCAAUAUGGGCUUUUGGACCUGACUCAUUUGGCCCUAAUAUUCUGGUUGAUGAUACUCUUCCAAGUGAAGUUGAUAAACUCUCUUUAAACUCUUGCAAAGAUUUCAUAGUUCAGGGGUUUCAGUGGGGUACAAGAGAAGGACCUUUAUGUGAUGAACCAAUUCGUAAUGUGAAAUUUAAGAUUCUUGAUGCUGUUAUUGGAAGCGAUGUUAUUCAAAGAUCUGGCGGUCAAAUUAUUCCAACUUCCAGAAGAGUUGCAUACUCUGCCUUUUUGCUUGCUAUUCCUCGUUUAAUGGAGCCAUAUAUGUUUGUUGAAGUGCAAGCUCCUGCAGAUUGUGUUUCUUCAAUAUACACUGUUCUUGCAAGAAGGAGAGGUCAUGUUACUCAAGAUGCUCCAAUUCCUGGUUCACCUUUAUACGUUAUUAAAGCGUUUAUUCCUGCAAUAGACUCUUUUGGUUUUGAGACUGAUUUACGAACUCAUACCCAAGGGCAAGCGUUUUGUUUGUCUGUAUUUCAUCAUUGGCAGAUAGUUCCUGGAGAUCCAUUAGAUAAAACCAUCGUAAUUAGACCUUUAGAAUCUCAACCAGCAACACAUUUAGCAAGAGAAUUUAUGAUUAAAACUAGAAGAAGAAAGGGUCUAAGUGAAGAUGUUAGCAUCGAUAAAUUUUUCGACGAUCCUAUGUUGCUAGAAUUAGCCCGCCAAGAUGUCAUGUUUAACUACCCUAUGUGAGAAACUUAAGCACCGCGUAUUUUCCCGUGACUAACCUGCUCUCAUUAACAUGAGUUGAAAUAAAAUAGCUAAACAAUCAUUGAAAAUCAAGCUCCAUGAAGUUUUUACUUGUAAAUGUGCCAUAGAUAAAAGCUACUAGAAUAAACUUAAAAGAUAAUUUUCGCUAAACAUGUUAUGAAUAAAUGACUGUAAAUUUAAAA